Molecule: messenger RNA, 2410 nt
Organism: Ornithodoros turicata
Lineage: Eukaryota; Metazoa; Arthropoda; Arachnida; Ixodida; Argasidae
Product: acyl-CoA synthetase short-chain family member 3, mitochondrial-like
Exons: 16
Coding region: 219-2390 (723 amino acids)
Cellular component (GO): mitochondrial matrix
Molecular function (GO): propionate-CoA ligase activity
Source: RefSeq, a predicted model, not a curated record
UUGUGCUGGGAAAAUUCCUGGCAGCAACUUAACUGUGCCUGCGUGCGUUACUUGACACAUCUCCGUGAAAAUGCGGACGCGACCCCACCGACGACGAAGCAAAAUUGCACGAGGUUAGAGCGAGCUUGGACCACGUUAUUGGUGUAUCAACAAAGCCGCCCGUUCAUCUUCUCUGUGGCGCCCACCUGAGGAAGCUCCGUUUCAGGAGCAGCUGCAUCAUGCUGGGCUCCGGCGGAGGACCGCUCUCGGUGCGGGUAUUGCCGGCCAUAGGUUUCGCUUUGACACGCAGGAGUCACCACAAUGCAGUCUCGAAAGGUUCUUGCCAAAAGACUUGGAGACGUAUUUUUCGCGUCGACCCGACCAAAUGUGCAAGGGAUCGCCGAUACCACCACACGGCGGCCUUCCGCCGAAGUGUGGGGCCAGCGCACCUUACGAAUCCGUGGUGUUACCUUCCUGCCAUGCGCUUUCGUAGUCAGGCUUUGUACGACGAUGUAUUUCGACAAUCCAUAGAGGGCUCACGGGAGUUCUGGGCACAGAAGGCAGCCUAUCUGGCGUGGGACACAAAGUGGGACAUGAUUCUCGACGACAGGGACGUGUUCUUCCCUAAAUGGUUUGCGGGGGGAAAGAUCAGCGUGUGCUACAAUGCGGUCGAUCGCCAUGUAGAGGCAGGUCUUGGAGAGAGGGUGGCCAUCAUCCACGACAGUCCAGUUACCAACAGCAUAACGAAGAUCACCUACAGUGAGCUUCAGAAACAGGUGUCUCAAGUAGCCGGCGUUCUCCACGAAUGGGGUGUCCAGAAGGGAGACCGCGUGAUCAUCUAUAUGCCCAUGAUCCCCGAGUCCAUCUACGGCAUGUUGGCAUGUUCCAGGAUAGGCGCUGUCCACUCUCUCGUCUUUGGAGGUUUCUCAGCACAGGAGCUGGCCGUGCGCAUCAGCCAUGCUCAAGCUGUCGUUUGCCUCUCUGCCAACUUCGGAAUCGAGCCUAAACGUACAGUGCCUUAUAAAGAUAUCUUGGACGACGCCAUUAACAUGUCGCAACACAAGCCAAAGAAGUGCCUCAUAUUUGAGCGCCCUGGGCAGGAGACAAUACCCAUGACGAAAGGAAGAGACGAGUUCUGGCGUGAAGCCACAGCUCGUGCCCGGCCUGUUGGCUGCACUGCAAUAGACGCUACGGACCCCUUAUACCUGAUUUACACAUCUGGAACGACAGGCGUUCCAAAGGCCAUUGUGAGGCCAGCAGGUGGUCACGCUGUUAACCUCUUGUACACGAUGCACUCCGUGUAUGGUAUCAGAGAAGGUGAUACCUGGUGGGCAGCCUCCGACCUUGGCUGGGUUGUGGGGCAUUCUUACAUCUGCUACGGUCCACUGCUCAAAGGCAUCACCACAGUUCUGUAUGAGGGAAAACCCGUUGGCACACCGGACGUGAGCAGCUAUUUUCGUGUCAUUGACCAGCACGGGGUUAGUGGUAUGUUCUCAGCCCCAACAGCUGUGAGGAUCAUCCGGAAAGAGGAUCCCAACUGUCAAACAAGCAAAAAGUAUGGAAUGGAAAAGUUACGGUAUGUUUUCCUCGCCGGAGAACGCUGUGACAUCGAAACACUGAAAUGGGCUCAACGUGCUUUCCGUGUCCCUGCUCUGGACCACUGGUGGCAGACAGAGACCGGUUCUCCACUUACUGCCACAUGCGUUGGCUUGGGCAAUCCUCUGAAGGUUCCUGACGAAGCAACAGGCCUUCCUGUACCAGGAUGGGACGUGCGGGUGUUGCUCGACGACGGGCUAGAGGCUGCUCCGCUGCAAAUGGGAAAUGUUGCAGUCAAGCUUCCUUUGCCUCCAGGAGCUCUGAGCACCCUGUACAAAGCCGAUGACGUAUUCAUCGAGAAGUAUUUCACCAAAUUCCCCGGUUACUACGACACCAUGGAUACUGGGAUGGUGCACCAAAAUGGCUACAUUAGCAUUUUCUCCAGAAACGACGAUGUCAUUAAUGUAGCUGGCCACCGUUUGUCCACCUCACAAAUAGAAGAGGCUAUCAUGAAGCACGAUGGAGUGGUCGAAUGCGCUGUGGUAGGCGUCCCAGAUCCCAUUAAAGGAGAGGUUCCCUUAGCACUCUUGGUUCUAGAAGACGGCACAACUACUAACUUUGAAGACGUGCGCCAGGAGCUGGUCGAAAUCGUGAGGGAAAGUGUCGGUCCAGUAGCCGCAUUCAGCUUGGCAAACAUGGUACCUGCCUUGCCAAAGACACGCUCUGGAAAGAUCCCACGAAAAACUAUCGCCGAUCUGGCCAGGAGCAGAGCAGUCAAGAUCCCUGUUACCAUUGAAGAUCCUAAAGUCUACCAAGCAGUGAAAAAAGCAUUGCAAGAACUUGGUUUUGCCAAAGAUGCGCCUGAUCCGAAAUAAAAUAUCAUUUGUGCAAGCUG